AUGCUCAAGCGCUACGUCGAGAUUCGAGACGCUAUUAAGAUGGUGCAAGCUGUUGAAGAUUUAGUGCCACGUCCGAGCUCUCACCGCCGCAUUGUUCAGCUUCUGAGCAAGCUGGGUGACCUUGACAUCGUAUGCGUAAAGUUACAGAGCGAAGAGCUAACGCUUGCUGACGUCCGGCUCCUUUUCGACGCCGUGGUGGUGAAGUACCCGGUAACGGCAAGUUACCUCAAGGCUGAUGCCAGUAUUGUGCACUCUCCUGUUUUUGAGCGGGCCGUGGUGAAAGUUCAGGGUGAUCGCAGGCUUCAAGUGGACGAAGAAGCUGCUGUGGAGCCCUUUCUGGUCGUCCAACCUUCUUCAGCCCGGCCGAUCAAGCAGGUGGACUUCGCUACAGCCACACUCCGACAAGCCAAGAAGCCUCGUCACGCGUCAGCACAGAAGUACGACGAGUUGUUGAGCCAACUACCGCCGACUAGCAACCGAUGUGAGCGCCUCUUUUCACAGUGCAAGCUGAUUCUCACCCCACGGCGGUCAAGUUUGCUGCCAGCGAACUUUGAGAUGCUCGUGUUUCUGCGAGCGAAUCGCGACCUUUGGAGCUUCACCUCGCUUGUUGGUAUUGAUGAUGCUAAGAAAGUAGUUUGCGCACGAGAAACUUGA
Messenger RNA from Phytophthora nicotianae INRA-310, 654 nucleotides. RefSeq lists its product as hypothetical. Lineage: Eukaryota; Oomycota; Peronosporomycetes; Peronosporales; Peronosporaceae. The coding region runs from base 1 to 654 and encodes 217 amino acids. The transcript has a single exon. The record is from RefSeq and is a predicted model, not a curated record.